ACUUCAUUUUGUUAUAUAUCCUUAAAUCAGCUACACCCGCCCACCCCUCUCUCUCUCUCUCUCUCUCUCUCUCUCUCCUUGAGCUGCAGUUAGCUAGGUAGCCACCAUUGGCAUCCCAUAAAACAAACCCGUUGGUCACAAGUUCUGGUAGAAAACUCUUAACAUCUAUAUUAUAGCAUGCACCAAGCUUGCCAUGGGCGUGGACAUGUCUAACAAUCCACCAACUUCUCGCACCAAGGACUUCUUUGCCUCCCCAGCCCUCUCCCUCAGCCUCGCUGGGAUUUUUCGUGAUGCUGGAGAGGCGGCGGUGGCUAGCAGGGAAGUGGAGGAAGGAGACGAGGGCAGCGGAGGCGCAGGCAGUGUCCGUCGGAGAGAAGACACGGCAGAGAUUAGUAGUGAGAACUCGGGGCCCGCGAGGUCAAGAUCGGAAGAUGAAUUCGAUGGAGAAGGAGAGCAUGAUGAAGAUGAUGGUGAUGGAGACAACAAGAAUAAGAAGAAGAAGAGAAAGAAGUACCACAGGCACACCACUGAGCAAAUCCGAGAAAUGGAAGCGCUAUUCAAAGAGUCACCCCAUCCAGAUGAGAAGCAGAGGCAGCAGCUGAGCAAGCAAUUAGGCCUUGCUCCAAGGCAGGUCAAGUUUUGGUUCCAAAAUCGUCGAACCCAGAUCAAGGCCAUACAAGAGCGCCAUGAGAACUCUUUGUUGAAAGGAGAAAUGGAGAAACUCAGAGAUGAAAACAAGGCAAUGAGGGAGCAAAUAAACAAAUCUUGUUGCCCCAACUGUGGCACUGCAACCACUAGCAGAGAUGCCAGCCUCACGACCGAAGAGCAACAACUGCGAAUCGAAAAUGCCAGACUUAAAUCCGAGGUUGAAAAACUCAGAGCCGCUCUUGUGAAAAAUCCUCCUGGGACAUCCUCUCCUUCAUGUUCUUCUGGGCAUGACCAGGAGAACAGAAGCUCUUUGGACUUCUAUACUGGAAUUUUUGGUCUAGAGAAGUCGAGGAUUAUGGAGAUAGUGAAUCAAGCUAUGGAGGAGCUUAAGAAGAUGGCCACUGCAGGGGAACCACUCUGGGUUCGGAGUGUGGAGACUGGCCGUGAAAUACUUAACUAUGAUGAGUACAUCAAAGAGUUCAACAUUGAAAUUCCUAGCAAUGGAAGGCCGAAGAGAUCCAUCGAGGCCUCCAGAGAGACAGGGGUGGUGUUUGUGGAUAUGCCGCGGCUGGUUCAGAGUUUCAUGGAUGUGAAUCAAUGGAAGGAAAUGUUUCCGUGCAUGAUCUCGAAGGCAGCCACUGUUGAUGUUAUCAGCAAUGGCGAAGGAGACAAUAGAAAUGGUGCUGUACAGUUGAUGUUUGCAGAGCUUCAAAUGCUUACACCCUUAGUUCCCACAAGAGAAGUGUACUUCGUUCGAUGCUGCAAGCAACUGAGUGCUGAGCAAUGGGCUAUCGUCGAUGUUUCGAUUGACAAAGUUGAAGAUAACAUCGAUGCAUCGUUGGUGAAAUGCAGAAAGCGUCCCUCUGGUUGCAUCAUUGAGGACAAAUCAAAUGGCCAUUGCAAGGUAAUCUGGGUAGAACACUUAGAAUGCCAGAAAAGCACAAUUCAGACCAUGUACCGCACCAUUGUCAACAGCGGUCUAGCAUUCGGUGCAAGACACUGGGUAGCGACACUGCAACUGCAAUGCGAACGGCUCGUUUUCUUCAUGGCAACCAAUGUUCCUAUGAAGGAUUCAACUGGUGUAGCCACCCUGGCUGGAAGAAAAAGCAUAUUAAAAUUGGCACAAAGAAUGACAUGGAGUUUUUGUCGUGCAAUCGGAGCAUCAAGUUAUCAUACCUGGACUAAGAUCUCAAGCAAGACAGGGGAUGACAUAAGGAUUGCCUCCAGGAAGAACUUGAAUGACCCAGGAGAACCUCUCGGCGUGAUCUUGUGUGCAGUUUCUUCAGUAUGGUUGCCUGUCUGUCCUUACGUCCUCUUCGAUUUCUUAAGAGAUGAGACUCGCAGGAAUGAGUGGGACAUUAUGUUAAAUGGAGGCCCAGCUCAAACAAUUGCCAACCUAUCCAAAGGACAAGAUCGUGGCAAUGCUGUUACUAUCCAAACCAUGAAAUCAAAAGAGAACAGCAUGUGGAUACUGCAAGAUACCUGCAUAAAUUCUUAUGAGUCCAUGGUGGUCUAUGCUCCGGUGGAUAUCACCGGCAUGCAGUCCGUGAUGACCGGAUGUGACGCAAGCAACAUUGCCAUAUUGCCUUCCGGGUUCUCAAUUCUUCCAGAUGGGCUGGAGUCAAGGCCUAUGGUCAUCACUUCCAGGCAAGAAGACAGAAGCAGUGAAGGAGGAACUUUGCUGACAGCCGCAUUUCAAGUCUUAACUAAUUCCUCUCCUACAGCCAAACUAACUAUGGAAUCUGUGGAGUCUGUCAACACCCUUAUAUCAUGUACCUUGAGAAAUAUUAAAACAAGCUUGCAGUGUGAGGAUGGAUGAUCACCACAACUUUAUUAAUUAGCUAGACAUAGUUAACAGUUAAACAUAGGGUUUUCUUUCUUCUUCUUCUUUUUCGAAUUACCAGUGGUUUUAGCAUAUGUUUUGUGAGUUUGUUUCAUUCGUUUUGGUUGGAAUGGGAGACUUGUACUGGAAGGCAAGUCUACGGCAGUAUUCUGGCAAGAUUUGAUUUAUAAUCUUUAUAGUUUUACAA
Messenger RNA from Prunus avium (sweet cherry), 2678 nucleotides. It is a transcript of the gene GL2, whose product is annotated as HD-ZIP IV family of homeobox-leucine zipper protein with lipid-binding START domain-containing protein. Gene Ontology annotation, molecular function: DNA-binding transcription factor activity, RNA polymerase II-specific; DNA binding; lipid binding. NCBI's taxonomy places the organism in Eukaryota, Viridiplantae, Streptophyta, Magnoliopsida, Rosales, Rosaceae. The record is from RefSeq and is a predicted model, not a curated record. Gene Ontology annotation, biological process: regulation of DNA-templated transcription.